GUCGGGCGAAACUCUCACAAGUUGGUGGUUGGUGGUCCGAUUCGCGGGCGAACCAAAACAGUUGAUCGUUGAGUGCGCGAGUUUCCCGCGCUCCAGGGACGAAUGUUAUUGUACUUUUGGGGGACGCAACGCAAACUUAGUGGGGUAGUUGUAGAACAAAUAGGGGUGAUAUUUUCCGUUGUAGACCGACGCCACUCCGAAGCCCAUUCUGAUUCUUCUCUCUGAUGACGCUGUCGCGGACGCAUCCUCAGUAAUUGGGUCUGAAGCUCGCCGGGCAGAAAAAAAAUAUAGCAAGGUAAAUCGAAGAUGACUGAAACACGGUCCAGUAGAAAGAGCUGGCUAGAGGUGAUGGAGGAUGAAGAGUUUGAAAGGGAAUCUGCUAGUCCAGCAGUGAAAUCAAUAGUGAAAAAAGAACCAGCUGACAAAAGGACUAACAGCAAAUGUUCAAGAGAAGACAGCACAGUGGACCAGCCAAUGGAUGUUGAUAAAGUAGUGGUAAAGUUAGAGCCUAUGGAAGACAUUCCUGAAGAAAAAGAAGUAAAGUCGGGAUCCGUGCGAGUGAAAAAGGAAAAGAAAGAAAAGGGUGCUGAAGUCAAGCUGAAAGGGGCAGAGAGUGGGUGGGCUAGUUUAGUUCACGUCAAGGAGGAAGAGAAAACAAAUCUUACUCCUGGGAAACUAACAUUUGCUCAAAUCUGUGCCAAGUCUUCUAACUCACCAGUAAUGGCUAUCAAAUCUGAAACUGAAGAUAAGAUUAAACCUAAUUCGAGCAAAAGUUAUUCCUCGCCAGAGAAAAAAGAACGGAAACGGUCGCUUUUUCCUGAUAAAUCAUCUGAAUCUGAGAGUUUUGGAAUUUUGGAUGAGAAGAUCAUGGAAAGCCCCUGCAAGGAUAUUAGAGAAAUUAUGACUAAUAUACAUAUGGAUUCUCCCUUAAAGCAAGAUGAAAACGCUGAUACAACUGGCACUAGAAGGACAAGCCCACGCAAAGCUGUACUUCUGAAAAAGCGAGACUUGAGAGAUGCUCUGAGAAGCCCAAAUAAGGGUGAGGGUUCUAGAAAACGAACUAGAGAAAAAAGCAAGGGGCAAGAAAGUCCAGCAACAAAAAUUCCCCAUGUUUCCACAAGCCCUCCAUCAAAGAGUGGAAGUCCUAAAGUGCGAGCUCCAAAAUUACAGUUUGAAACAGACAAGGAAGUAUUGGGUAGAAGAGCCAAACAAGUAGAAUAUGGCAAAAAUACUCUAGGUUACCAAAGAUAUCUGGAGAUGGUGCCCAAAGAAAAACGAGAAAAGAAGCACCCGAAAACUCCACCUAAGCAUUUAAAGUAUAGCCGAAGAGCAUGGGAUGGACUUGUUAAAGUAUGGCGGCAAAAGUUGCAUUUUUGGGAUCCUCCUAAGGAUGGGGAAGAAGCCCCCACAGAAUUCCCAGAUAAUUGGGAUAACCUGUCAGACUACACUGACACCACAUCUGAUAUGUCAGAAAGUUUACCAAACACACCCAAGUCUGAGCGCAAGUCAAAGUAUAAGAGAGAAGUUUCUCAGUCUGAUUCUGAGAGUGAUGCGAAAGAGUGUGUCCAGUCUUGUUAGUUACUCCAGCAGUGUGCUAAUUUUAUAGAAGUUUUGUGACUAUUUAAUAUUGUCUUAGCUAUGACUAUAAUUGUUUGUCUUGUUUUACAUUUUAAUGUUUUCACACCUUUACACUAUUUUGCAACCCCGCAUGGCCCCAAAAAGUUUCACCUGAACUGAUUAAGCGUACAUCCCAUUUAGUCAGAUUGGUUCCUCUAGAUGUUAACUGUGAUGCUUCUUCAAAUGUGUAAACUUUGUUUUAGAACCUACUUCUUGAGUAGAUUUUUCCCUUAUGAAUGUUUGAGUGUGUGCCUGUGUGUAUAAUUUUGAAAAUCUAGAUUAAGUACUCUUCAUUACUGAUUGAAAAAUCUUUUUAUUGCAAUAUAGCUAUAAGUGACUUUU
Messenger RNA from Frankliniella occidentalis (western flower thrips), 1959 nucleotides. RefSeq lists its product as uncharacterized. The coding region runs from base 307 to 1578 and encodes 423 amino acids. Gene Ontology annotation, cellular component: histone pre-mRNA 3'end processing complex; cytoplasm. Lineage: Eukaryota; Metazoa; Arthropoda; Insecta; Thysanoptera; Thripidae. Gene Ontology annotation, molecular function: histone pre-mRNA stem-loop binding; mRNA binding. Gene Ontology annotation, biological process: mRNA transport; mRNA 3'-end processing by stem-loop binding and cleavage. The record is from RefSeq and is a predicted model, not a curated record. The transcript is spliced from 5 exons.